CCGAGGACGACCAGUUCGCAGAUAAGACGUGAGAUACAUAAUGGACAAAAACUUAAGCGCGAAAAGCAUUACCCUCCUGAGGAAGUCAGAUAAAAAGAUCAUGGAUGAAAAGUAAAAAAAUCAAGCGGUGAAACGUCUUACAGACGAACUGGCAACACCAAGGUUAUCUUCUCCAGCCAAAAUCGAGGAAACUACAUUAAAUGUAAAAACACAUGUACAAAAUAUCAAAUAUGGCGUUUGUUUUGGUUAAUAUCCAGAUUAUCAACGCUGAUGCUUUCGGAGAUAUUGCGUUAAAAAUGAGUCUAAAAUAUAAAACAACACUAUCAGUAGCUGUGAGGAUAUACGUGAGAUGUAUUGUGUGUAUUGCGGGAGAUGCAGAAGUUCGGGAGAUUGUCAUGUCAUCAUGUGCUACAGGAUACCUACAGCCUACAGAUCCUAACAUGAGGAAGUUGUGGUUACAUGCUAUAAGAAGAGAAAACUUUACUCCCAGUACAACAACGGUAAUUUGUGAAAAGCGUUUCACUCCAGAGGAUUAUGAAGUUAGUGUUCAUGGAAAUAAGGUACUAAAAAAGGUGGCAGUUCAAUCUGUGUUUGAUUUUCCAGCCCAUCUCAAGAAAGAACCUAGCCAUCGAAGGGUUUUGAAAAGAAAACAUGAAUACAUAAUUUCUAGAAUGAACUAUGGUAUAACCUAUAUUGUAUUAUAAUGAAAAACUGUGCAUCUACAGUAUUGUUAAUGCCAUUGUGCA
Acanthoscelides obtectus is the source of this 746-nucleotide messenger RNA. Lineage: Eukaryota; Metazoa; Arthropoda; Insecta; Coleoptera; Chrysomelidae. The record is from the annotation of a GenBank genome assembly.